AUGAGAGCGACACUACCCCGAUUUCAUCGCAUGCUCUUUUCCGCUUCCCCCACAAGAACCUCCAAACCUCCCCAUCACGGCUCAUACAACAAGGCCUUCCUAUUGACAAUGGAUGAUGACGUCCGGGUCAUCGCGAAAAUCCCUAAUCCUUACAUUCCGCAGAAAUUCGUUACCGCCAGUGAAGUUGCCACGCUUGACUUUCUUCGUAACGAGCCAGGUAUACCUGUCCCGCGAGUCUUUGCUUGGAGCAGCAAGAAAGACCAGCCUGUGGGAGUCGAGUACAUUAUCAUGGAAAAAGCUGCUGGCAAUGAGUUGAGCACAAGUUGGCCCACUAUGGAUAUAUCGGAUAAGGUGGAUAUCGUGUCUCGGUUGGCCGAUAUUCAAGCCAAAAUAGCCGCUGUCGACUUUGGUUGUUAUGGAAGCUUGUUCUAUAGAGGAGAUAUCGAGGGUGGCUUUAAUGUCCCUGGAAUAGCCGAUCAGUUUUGCAUCGGUCCCAGCUGUGAUAUACGAUUUUGGGAAGAGGAGCGGAGAUUCAUGAACGCUUUUAGGGGCCCUUGGUCGUCGUCUGAGGCGUAUGCAACAGAUAUCGCCAGGCGAGAGAAACAAUGGAUCACCCGGUUUGCUAAACCUCGUCAUCCGGCAGACCCAUUGAGACAGUCAGAUAGCCAAGGGUCUCCUGAUUGUCACAUUAAACUCCUCGACAAAUAUCUGGAAGUUGUGCCUCAUUUGAUACCACAUCCAGGUCAAAAUCGGUCUGUGCUUUGGCACUCUGAUUUACACCUUGGGAAUAUAUUUGUAAAGAAAAAUCAGAUUGUCAGCAUUAUUGAUUGGCAGGGCUGCUCAAGUCUUCCCGUUUUUCACGCUUGCAGGUUACCAAAAUUCCUGAAUAUUCAUGGGCCCUUGCUUUUCGACCUUCCGUCCGCCACGGGCCUCACGCCACAAGAAAAAGAGGAAAGUUUACAGAGAUACCAGCUUACACAACUGCAGAGGCUCUAUAUUUCCAAAUUCUGCCAAAUAGACAAUGACGUCGUCUCUGCUCUGUCGUUUCCUCAAGCUUUAUCGCGACAGCAGCUCAUCGAUUUUUCAGGGUACACUUGGGAGGACGAUGGAUUGUUUUUGUUUCGAGAGAUGAUGAUUCGAACAUGGCGCGAAUGGAUGGAAUUCACUGGCCAGCCACAGUCCUCUUGUCCUGUGACAUUCGGCGCGGAUGAGCUUGCGUCUCAUGUUGCCGAAGGGACGAGCUGGGAAGAUCGCAGGGAGCUCUUCAGUGCCCUUGGAAUCCCCAUUGGCGGCUGGGUACAUCUUGAACAUUUCGAGGCAAAAGUGGAAAACAAUGCGUAA
This is a messenger RNA of Aspergillus fumigatus Af293, 1341 nucleotides long. RefSeq names its product phosphotransferase enzyme family protein. The record is from RefSeq and is a predicted model, not a curated record. Lineage: Eukaryota; Fungi; Ascomycota; Eurotiomycetes; Eurotiales; Aspergillaceae. Gene Ontology annotation, cellular component: mitochondrion.